AUGUCCAAUCCAGCGGAUUUUUUGCUCCUGGUCACGUUUGUAGCACAGACAUUUAUGGGGGAUUGCAUCCUUACGGGGUCAUAUACGAUAGACGGUGGGUGGUUGUCACCUGCCCUAUCGCUUAUGUACAUGGUCGAGAUAGAUGUGACUAUUGCUGCAGUGUAUAUCGAAACCGCGAUCAGGCGCGGCUCCGUCGUCAUUAACCCAAAGAUGUUCCCCCUUAUCGCAACGUUCCAAGCCCUGACUCUAGCUACUAACAUCAUCGCCACAGCUCUGAUCCUUAUCCACAUCUGGACGAUUCGUAGAGCAGUGUUAGAGCUCAUUCCUUCAGUCAAGAAUCACCUGUUACCAAACGCGAUCUACGUAUUGGUUGAAUCCGCGUUUAUGUAUACCGCUUCUGUCAUCGUGAUGCUUAUCGUGUAUGUGCUCCGAAGUAACGCUACUUAUAUCGUCUCCCAAGCGAUCGUUCAAAUCAUUGGAAUUGCUUUCAAUCUGAUUAUCAUACGUCUUGUGAAUGGCACCGUGGCGAUGCCAAUCCAAGAGACGCUAAUAUCUUUCAGGGCUUCGCCCCCCGACACGGUGCAGGCGGAAGAACUAGAGCCGGCGGCGUCAUGGAAGAGAGAUGAUUUUGCAUCUUCGACAACACAGUACCAUUCUGAAGAUAAUUGCCGGGAGGUCUGA
This is a messenger RNA of Desarmillaria tabescens, 681 nucleotides long. RefSeq lists its product as uncharacterized. The transcript is spliced from 6 exons. The coding region runs from base 1 to 681 and encodes 226 amino acids. NCBI's taxonomy places the organism in Eukaryota, Fungi, Basidiomycota, Agaricomycetes, Agaricales, Physalacriaceae. The record is from RefSeq and is a predicted model, not a curated record.